This is a messenger RNA of Hymenoscyphus albidus, 3312 nucleotides long. The record is from the annotation of a GenBank genome assembly. Lineage: Eukaryota; Fungi; Ascomycota; Leotiomycetes; Helotiales; Helotiaceae.
AUUCUAUCGACCAUGUGGUAUAAUCAAAACGCCCCCAAUGUAUAAGUCCUUUUAAACCCAAAUAUAUCACGCAUGUUGAAUCCCAUCUACUCAGGGUAAGCUUCUCAUAACCCCCUCAAAAGCAACCAAUGCUACCGCAUUGGCGGGGAAAGCUCUCAAGAAGCAAGGCACAAAGCCUCUCCAGUAACCCCUCCAUCCAGCUUCUUCAUAUACUGUCACCGCCGCUUCUUUCCAACCGGCAAAUUUCUUGACUCCAUCCCCCAACCCCCCUUCUAACGGGUCGGUCAUAAUUCGUUGCUUCACCACAUCGGAAGGAUAACUAGUCAUCCAAAAGACCUGGGCACUCAGUCCACCGGCCCAGAAAUUGAUGGCUGGGGUGGAAAGCGCAGUUUUCUCCGAGAGAAGUUUCGUGAAGAGGUCAUAAGACCCCCACCAAAAAAAGAAGAAAGAGCGGAACAGUAGAGUUGCUGAAAGACCGUGGUAUAUCCCUCUCACACCAUGGAAUUUGUAGAUCUUGGAGAAUGCAUCGAUGGGUCCUUGGUACAAUCUCUCGGAACGAACAUUCGAGUAUUGGAUCUGUAAACGUGCUUUGAUGUGUUCUACCGGUGCGGCCACGAACGAUACUGUUGCUCCAGCCAUCACGCCUGCCAUUCCAUGGCCCACGGUUGGGAGUUUGUGGGAUGGAGUGUCGACACUUGCGAAUGCGGAGGGGGAGUUGUACAUGCGGGAUGGAGAAAAGAGGGUUUGGUGCAGGAGUUUGCGGUAGAAUGUUAGGGAGCCUAGCAUUACGCUAUCCAUGAACAUCCAGCCUACGAGAGGGGGUGUGGCGCCUUUGUAGAGGCCUUUGACACCUUCUUUUCGCACCGUUUGAAGGAGACAUUGGAGGGGUCCGGAGAAUUGGGCGGAAUUGGAGGUUUGAAGACGGACUUUGAUGGUAUCGAAGGGGUGGCCGACUGGGGAUUGAGGUUAGCUUUGUGAUCUUGGGAAAGUGAAACGUAGAAGAAAUGCUGUAUCGUCUGUCUAAGGCCAUUGACCUUGAGGGGAGUGCAAUGUGGGUGAUCAAGGUCAAUGGAAUAUGAAUGGGUACUUACCCGACAACUUGGAGACUCCGGAGAAUACACCUGCAACAAAACCCUUGUAAUUCUUGCUACCCUCUUUCUUGUCCAUCACGACCUUCUUCUCGCCACUUGCGCCAACUCCAUGCCCAGCAAUGGUCGUCGACAUUUGUGCUGUGUAUUGCGGUCGGGAGUAUCAAGUUGGCCCAAAUAAGCCUGUUCUCUCCACGCCGAGACGACAUGAAGGUUAAAAUCAAAGUUAUCAGUUGCUUAUCUGUCAGGCGAACUGAGCGGGAAGUUUUCCGGCGUAAGAUUAGGGUUGCAUUCUUGUUUCAACGAAUAAACAGCCGCGGACGAUCAAGCAAUAUCAUGACACCAACUCGGAGAGUUUCCACGAGUUGUGGUUUCUUCUGGACGAGUGAUGACGAGCUGUUAUCACGGUUGGUGGAGAGGAGACUUUGGGUUCGACUCGAGAGACAUUUCUGCAGGGGUACAUCACUGCCUGUCAAGCCUGUGCAGGAGCCAUGGUCCGUCCACCUGCUCCUGCAUCUGUCUAUUACCCCUCCAAGCCCCGCCCCUCUCUCUCGUCUAAAUGCAAGAGCCAUGAGUCUUCAUCGAGUCUUGUCGGGAAUCUGGGAUCAACGCCCCCCACCUCGGCCGAUUGGACAGGUCACUGUGGACUCGUCGCAAUGUACGAGUAAAGAGCGCAGAGAGCGCUGUCUGACAAGUUCUUUAAAUAGAUGUUUGCUGCUAUAUAAGAGUGCUUUGCGCCACGUCUUCAUCACUGGCUCUCCAUCUCGCCAUUGAUCGUCCUCUCUGUCUAACCACCAAGCAAAGAAGUAUUGAAAGCUCCCAGAAGCCGGCUUCACUUUCUUCUCUUCAUAUUCUCAAUAUUCCUCUUGAAGUUUUACCUUCCACGCUUACUCCCGAAAUUCAAUUGCCAAUAUGGUUGACACUAAGGACAGGGUUACGGAGUCGAGAAAAGGUAACUAACUUCCAUCCCUCCGAGCGAGGAUACGAUACGGGUACUGAUAAUGACAUAAGUCUGGACAACCCUAAUUACCAACACCAAGUACCUCUCAGGUCUCCUAACCCUCGACUACUCUCUCAAAAAACACAAUUCUGCAUACCCCCUGGUCGCACUCUAUACCGAUGGCUUUCCCCCAGAAGGCCACGCAGCCCUCAAGGCCCGCGGCAUCCCAGCACAAAGAGUACAAUAUCUCCUUCCAUCAGCCGGCAAGGAUUACUCUGCCGACCCUCGCUUCUACGAUUGCUGGACGAAACUCACUCCCUUCAGCUUGACAGAAUAUGACCGAGUGGUACAAUUGGAUAGUGAUAUGUUGGUGCGGAAGAACAUGGAUGAGCUGAUGGACUUGGAGCUUGAUGGUCCCGAGUUGGCAGGGAUGGGUAAGAGAGUGUACGCUGCGGGACAUGCUUGUGUUUGUAAUCCUUUGAAGAAAGCUCACUACCCUAAAGAUUGGUUGGUCCCCUUUGCCCUUUUUUCCUCCCUUCCUCCUCUGCCAUUCUUCAGAACCUAAAACAUCAAAUCAGGAUACCAGAAAACUGUGCCUUCACAUCCCAACACAACACUCCAGAUAUCGCCCAAACAGUAGGACCAGACCCAGCCGUUGGACCUCUGGGUUUCAUGAACGGCGGUCUACAAGUUGUAAACCCAUCUGACGAUGUAUACAACUUAAUCGUCGAUUAUAUGGAGAAUAACGCCAUUAACAUGGAUUUCGCGGAUCAAUCUCUGCUUUCCGAUUUGUUCAAGGGGUGUUGGGUGCCAUUGCCUUAUACGUAUAAUGCGCUUAAGACUUUGAGAUGGGAGGGAGUGCAUCAUCAAAUUUGGAGGGAUGAUGAGGUUAAGAAUGUGUAUGUACCCUCUUCUGUCCAUAAAAAUGAAUUUGAAAGCUAAUCUUUUGGUCUAGUCAUUACAUCUUUGGUAGGCCUUCCUCCAUAGCCCUUUUUCUCUCAAUCGGCUCCUCGGAUUUCUGACUCUCUUUGUAACGCCUUGGAUGCUAACACAUUUAAACAGGAAUCAAACCAUGGGACGACCUCACAGGUAAUGACGGUAAACCAUCUGAUCCUACGCAUAUCUGGUGGCUGGACGAUAAUAAGGAACGUUUGGCUGAGGAGAAGGCAAAAGGUAUUGCUGUGGAUGGGUUUUAGGAGUUGAAUGCUGUGGGACAACUUUAGAGGUAUGGACUUUAGAAUGAACGACUUAUAGAGUUACAAUAGACGGAAAUGCAUAGGCCGA